AUGGGGCCCGCUGAAGAGCUGGUCCGGAUUGCCAAGAAGUUGGAUAAGAUGGUGGCCAGGAAGAACACGGUAAGGCGGCUGAGCCUCUCGGGGCAGGCGUGCAAAUUUGCACGCACAACGCGGAUUGGGGUGGCCGUCAAUUCGGUGCGGAAACACUGCUCGGAUGAAGAGGUGGUGGCCUCAGCCAAAAUCCUCAUCAAGAACUGGAAGCGGCUGCUGGAGUCCUCCACCACCCCGAAGAAGGAGAAGGAUGUGGAUGGGAAGAAGGAGAAGGACACAGACGGGGAGAAGGAGAAGAAGGAGAAGAGGCUGGAUUUUCCCAGCUGCCCCAACGAAGGGGCAAAGCACCCCAAGAGCCCGGCUGAGAAGCACAGGGAGAAGCACAAAGAGAGGAAGCUCAGCAAGCCUGGCUCUCGUGCUGCCACCCCCCGGGGCCACCCUGCCGACUCCAUCCCAGAGAGAGAGCCCAGCAGCAGUCGGAGCCCCACUGCGUCCUCGAAGAAGUCACCUCUAGAUGGCAAGAAAGAGAGGAGAGACUCUGCCGACUCAAGGUCCUCCACCACCCCAGCCGUCUCCUCCUCUUCCUCCCUGCAGAAGAGACCGUCAGGGGAGAGGAGAGCCUCUGUGGGCACCAGCCCCUUGCCAGCUCCCACCAGCUCCCGGAGAAACUCCAGUGACAGCAAGGAGGAAAGAGCCAACAGCAGCAAGGCCAAACCGGAGACACCACGGACCCCCACCAGCCCCCCCUUCUCGCCCAGCCCCUGCCUCCUGGCCCCCUGCUAUCUCACGGGGGACUCAGUGCGGGACAAGUGCAUCGAGAUGCUGACAGCCGCCCUCCGCAUGGAUGAUGACUACAAGGAGUUUGGUGUCAACUGCGAGAAGAUGGCAUCGGAGAUUGAAGACCAUAUCUUCCAGGAGCUGAAGAGCACGGACAUGAAGUAUCGCAACCGGGUGCGGAGCAGGAUCAGCAACCUGAAAGACCCCAAGAACCCCAGCCUGCGCAGGAACGUGCUGUGCGGGGCCAUCCUGCCCAGCCUCAUCGCCCGCAUGACAGCUGAGGAGAUGGCCAGCGACGAGCUGAAGGAGCUGAGGAACGCCAUGACCCAGGAGGCCAUCAGGGAGCACCAGAUGGCCAAGACAGGUGGCACCGUCACUGACCUCUUCCAGUGCGGCAAGUGCAAGAAGAAGAACUGCACAUACAACCAGGUGCAGACGCGCAGCGCUGACGAGCCCAUGACGACAUUCGUGCUGUGCAACGAAUGCGGGAACCGCUGGAAGUUCUGCUGA
Egretta garzetta (little egret) is the source of this 1287-nucleotide messenger RNA. RefSeq names its product transcription elongation factor A3 (gene TCEA3). Gene Ontology annotation, biological process: DNA-templated transcription; transcription elongation by RNA polymerase II. Gene Ontology annotation, molecular function: zinc ion binding; nucleic acid binding. Gene Ontology annotation, cellular component: nucleus. The transcript is spliced from 13 exons. Lineage: Eukaryota; Metazoa; Chordata; Aves; Pelecaniformes; Ardeidae. The record is from RefSeq and is a predicted model, not a curated record. Bases 1 to 1287 code for a protein of 428 amino acids.